Messenger RNA from Quercus robur (English oak), 3492 nucleotides. RefSeq names its product serine/threonine-protein phosphatase 7 long form homolog. Gene Ontology annotation, biological process: meristem maintenance; meristem development. Lineage: Eukaryota; Viridiplantae; Streptophyta; Magnoliopsida; Fagales; Fagaceae. The record is from RefSeq and is a predicted model, not a curated record. The transcript has 9 exons. The coding region runs from base 76 to 2187 and encodes 703 amino acids.
CGAUAUCACCGAUCAGAGGCCAUUUGGAAUGGCGAGGACCCGGGCCCACUUGUGUGCCGUGGUCGCACUAAGGAGAUGGCAAACGUUCAGAUGGAAGAUAAUCGGGUGAUUGACAUUAUCAAAUUGCUAAGGUUGGAAGGAUUGUUUAGAGCCCCUUCCAAAGAGAUCGAUUAUUGCCUAAUAUCGGCCCUAGUUGAGCGAUGGCGGCCGGAGACUCAUACGUUUCAUCUUCCACAUGGUGAGAUGACAAUCACCCUACAAGAUGUGGAGGUAAUUUUUGGACUUCCUAUAGACGGUGAGGUCUUGGUUGGACCGACUGCUGUGGAGGAUGGGACUUGGAGGGAUGUGUGCGGGGAGUUGCUUGGAUUUACUCCGCCGAAUGACAAUAAAACUUUGGUGGGCCAAAGAAUUCUCAUCAGCCGACUUGUUGAGGCCAUUGCAGCACCACUGCCUGAGGACGCAACAGAGAUUCAGAUACACCGGUAUGCCCGGUGCUAUAUUUUAGCGCUAGUAGGGGAUAAACUUUUCAUGGACAAGUCAGGAGAUAGGGUGCAUCUGAUGUUCUUGGAGUUUAUGCGCAACCUUCGUGAUCCGCGGCAGUAUAGUUGGGGUAGUGGUUGCUUGGCCUGGUUGUACAGGGAGUUGUGUCGAGCUAGUGAGAAAGGCGCAUCGCAGAUUGGUGGGGCGUGCACCUUGGUCCAGUAUUGGGCAUGGGCAAGGUUGCCAUUCUUGUGCCCGAGGAUAGAGCCCCCACCUGGAUGUGAUUAUGGCCCAUGGCCAUAUGCUCCACUUGCAUUUAAGUGGGUGCGGGUGCGAAGCCCGAAGAGUAGGCCAGGUGGCACGGCCUUGAUCCGCUAUCGCGAGCAAUUAGUGACAAUGCAGCCAGACCAGAUUGUGUGGCAGCCAUAUGAGGCAGACUUCGGCCACCUUCCUGAGUUCUGCGUUGCAGGGAGGGAUACGUGGACAGCCAGGGUGCCGCUUCUAUGUUUUUGCAUAGUAGAGAGACACUACCCGGACCGUGUCCUUCGACAGUUUGGGUUGGCGCAGCAGCAGCCUGACGAUGUUUUCUACGAAGAUAGACUGCAUAAAAUUGACUUACGUGGGAAGGUGGAAAAGAAUUGGAGGGAGGAGCAUGGACCGUAUAUCAUUUCAUGGGAAAUGAGACGACAACAACUUUGUCAUGCACCUCCUCAGAUUGGUGAGAUGCCCCGCGAUCAUGCCUAUUACGUCUGGUACCGUCCGGUCACUCGAAAGUAUGUCGACCGCAACAGCGCUAAAUUAGAUAUAAUGAUUCAAAGCCAUUUAGCGCUGUUGGCGAUGCUUCCUGAAGGCAGCGAAGCUCACAACCAUGUUCGGCGUGUCCUAAAUAAUGUGGUUGGCCUUGGUCGUGAUCCUGUAGCAAAUGAGGAGGCAGACAAUGGCCAUGAGACUGAACCAACAGCUACUGAAAUCCCAAGCACAAGCGCAGCACCCAUAAGUACACGGACCCGUGCUCAGCGUGCUAUUGCAAGCCCAAGCACAAGCGCAGCUAGGGGCCGUGGUCGGCCUGCUACAGCAAGCCCAAGUACAAGUGCAACCAGGGGCCGUGGUAUGCCUGCUACAGCAAGCCCAAGCACAAGUGCAGCUAGGGGCCGUGGUCGGCGUGCAACAACCCCUCGGGUUGUAACUAGUCCUGAGAUGCCUGCACCCAUCCCGCACUCAUCUCCUCAGCUUGAGGUCCCUCCACACAUCCCAGAUGCAUCUCUUCAGCCCGAGGUCCGUUCACCUAGCCCACCUUCGCAGCCCAAUUUUGAUCUCGGUAUUGAUUACAAUGUGACCCCUCCUAUACUCCCCGAGACACCCUCUUACCCACCUACCAGCUCUACUGCACCCACUCCUGGCCUCUACUUAGAGCAUCAUUACCCACCUACCGCAUCUUCAUCUGACCCUCUGGGACCUCCGGUUGGGAUUGACACUGUACAGCCACAUACUGAUGUACCAAACGAGCAUCCCCCUCAUCAGCCCUCACCUCCACGAGGUAGACCGCAGCGCACUAGAAGAGCACCCACUUGUGGGACAGGUGGACACAAAAUAGGACACCGAGGUAGCUCUAUGCAUGAUGAUGAGCCUAAGGAUGAUGCCCCGCAGCCUCCUCCCCCGCCCAAACAUUACACAAGGGUUAAAAAACGCAAAAUUGGCGAACCUUGAGCAAAGGGUAAAGAAAAAGAGGAGCUUGCUGAGACAAUGGAUAAGCUAAAUAUUGAGGGAUCAUCAUCUGGCCAGGCUGGGACUUCGUCAACCAACUUCAAGAGAAAACCAGUUAUCAUCAUUGUUGUAGGGAUGGCAGGGAGUGGAAAAACAACGUUUCUUCAUCGGUUGGUUUGCCACACCGAAGCUUCGAAUAUUAGGGGUUAUGUCCUCGGCUGGUGAUUAUAUAUCUCUGGAUUGGUUUAUGUUCUCAUUUCAAAAUCUUUUACCCUCAUUUAUUGUUUGUUCCAUUUUUCACCAAGUAUUUGUUUGUAUAAUGAUCUUUAUGAUGCCUUGUAUCAGGUUGUUUCUGUUAUCGAGAAGCGAGCUGAUCAGCUUGAUUAUGUUCUUGUGGAUACUCCUGGACAAAUUGAAAUAUUUACUUGGUCUGCUUCUGGUGCUAUUACUACAGAAGCUUUUGCUUCAACCUUCCCUACUGUUGUCACUUAUGUAGUUGAUACGCCUCGUUCCUCAAGUCCAGACACUUUCAUGAGCAAUAUGUUAUAUGCUUGUAGUAUACUUUACAAGACAAGGUUGCCUCUUGUGCUGGCAUUCAACAAGACUGAUGUGGCUCAACAUCAAUUUGCCUUGGAGUGGAUGGAUGACUUUGAGGCCUUUCACGCAGCAGUAAGUUCAGACAGCUCAUACACAUCUACUCUAACUCAGAGCCUUGCCCUUGUGCUGGAUGAGUUCUACAAGAAUUUACGGUCAGUUGGUGUGUCUGCUGUUUCUGGUGCUGGAAUAGAUGCCUUCUUCAAGGCCAUUGAAGCAAGUGCCGAGGCUGAUCUUGACAAGAGAUGGGCAGAGAAGCAACGUUUGGAGGAAGAUCGCAGGAAGGAGAACUUGGAUAAAUUGAGGAAGGAUAUGGAGAAAUCUGGGGGAGAAACUGUUGUCUUGAGCACUGGUCUGAAGGACAAAGGAGAUAGGAGUAAAACCAUGAUGGAUGAGGAAGAUGAAGAAAUAGAAGAUGAUGAUGAUGAUGAUUAUGAGAGAUUUACUGAUGAUGAAGAUGCUAUAGAUGAGGAUGAGGAUGAAGAUGAAGAAGUUUCCAAAUUCUCCUUUUAGUACAGCUACAAUGCUAACAAAAUUUUCUUGAAGCAAAACUUUGUAUAGAAUUUUCACUAGUGACUAAUGUACUAAACCACUGAUUUAACGGCAUAUAGUUUUGCAUAACGUGUGAUUCAACGUUUACAUCACUCAUUUUUGCGUAGGUAAGUUAUUAAAGGCGCUGCUGUUUGGUUUGAUAUGGUAUGCAUAACUUUGUAA